Molecule: messenger RNA, 352 nt
Organism: Acomys russatus (golden spiny mouse)
Lineage: Eukaryota; Metazoa; Chordata; Mammalia; Rodentia; Muridae
Product: cytochrome c oxidase assembly factor 6 homolog
Exons: 2
Coding region: 60-299 (79 amino acids)
Biological process (GO): respiratory chain complex IV assembly
Cellular component (GO): respiratory chain complex IV; mitochondrion
Source: RefSeq, a predicted model, not a curated record
GUGACCGGAAGUCGCCGGUCACGUCGAUCCCCGGCGUGUGUCCCCCACGCCCCCCAGGAAUGGCAGCCCCGUCCAUGAAGGAAAGGCAGGCGUGCUGGGGCGCGCGCGACCUGUACUGGCGGUGUCUCGACGACAACGCGGAGGACGCGGCCCGGUGCCAGCAGCUGAGGAGCUCGUUCGAGGCCAGCUGCCCCCAGCAGUGGAUAAAAUACUUUGACAAAAGAAGAGACUACUUAAAAUUCAAGGAAAAAUUUGAAGCCGGAGAGAUCCAGCCUUCACGGUCAACUGAAAAUUCCUAGGCUCUGUCUGGACUCCACGUGGGUGGAAAUCAUUCCUCUGGACUUUGGUAAAU